Molecule: messenger RNA, 2218 nt
Organism: Cicer arietinum (chickpea)
Lineage: Eukaryota; Viridiplantae; Streptophyta; Magnoliopsida; Fabales; Fabaceae
Product: T-complex protein 1 subunit theta-like
Biological process (GO): protein folding
Molecular function (GO): ATP binding; ATP hydrolysis activity; ATP-dependent protein folding chaperone
Source: RefSeq, a predicted model, not a curated record
UUUCCUCCAAAGCCCGAAUUUUCUAGGGCUCUCAGAUUUCUCUAGUUGAAGCCGAAGACACAAAACACACCACUAUCAUUUUGUGGGUUUAGGCAAACACAUUACGCAACACAACCGCAGGGUUUAUAACUUCGCAUCACACACAGCCACUGCUAAUCGAAGAAAGAAACAAUGGUAGGUUUCAACAUUCAACCAUAUGGUAUGCAAUCCAUGCUCAAAGAAGGUCACAAACACCUCUCCGGUCUCGACGAAGCCGUUAUCAAAAACAUCGACGCCUGUAACCAACUCUCCACCAUCACUCGCACUUCCCUCGGUCCCAAUGGGAUGAAUAAAAUGGUUAUAAAUCAUUUGGAUAAACUUUUUGUGACCAAUGAUGCCGCCACUAUUGUAAAUGAACUUGAGGUUCAACAUCCUGCUGCUAAGAUUUUGGUUUUGGCUGGGAAGGCUCAACAAGAGGAAGUUGGCGAUGGUGCUAAUUUGACUAUUUCUUUCGCCGGCGAGUUGCUUCAUGGUGCUGAGGAGCUUAUUAGGAUGGGUUUGCAUCCUAGUGAGAUCAUUAGUGGAUAUACUAAAGCAAUUACUAAGACUGUUGAAAUUUUGGACGAACUUGUUGAGGAAGGUUCGGAUAAUAUGGAUGUCCGUGAUAAGGAGCAAGUUAUUCUACGAAUGAAAGCGGCUGUUGCUAGCAAGCAAUUCGGUCUAGAAGAUACUAUAUGCUCCCUUGUUGCUGAUGCAUGCAUCCAAGUGUGUCCAAAAAACCCUGUAAACUUUAAUGUCGACAAUGUUCGUGUUGCGAAGCUCUCAGGAGGAGGCUUGCGUAACAGUACAGUUGUUCGGGGAAUGGUUCUGAAAAAUGAUGCUGUUGGUAGCAUAAAGAGAAUGGAGAAGGCAAAGGUUGCUGUGUUUGUUGGUGGUGUUGAUACAUCUGCAACUGAAACUAAAGGAACUGUUCUCAUACAUUCAGCUGAGCAGCUAGAAAAUUAUUCAAAAACUGAAGAGGCUAAAGUAGAGGAGCUCAUCAAGGCAGUAGUUGAUUCUGGUGCCAAAGUGAUUGUAAGCGGAGGGGCAGUAGGAGAGAUGGCUUUGCAUUUUUGUGAGCGAUAUAAGCUUAUGGUUCUGAAGAUCAGUUCUAAGUUUGAAUUGCGUCGAUUUUGCCGUACAACCGGUGCUGUUGCUAUGUUGAAGCUUAGUCGACCAAACCCAGAUGAUCUUGGAUAUGUCGAUUCUGUUUCAGUUGAGGAAGUUGGUGGUGUAACGGUGACCAUUGUAAAAAAUGAAGAAGGUGGCAAUUCUGUAUCAACUGUUGUCUUAAGAGGAAGUACUGAUAGUGUACUAGAUGAUCUUGAAAGAGCAGUUGAUGAUGGGGUGAACACUUACAAGGCCAUGUGCAAGGAUAGCCGUAUUGUACCUGGAGCUGCGGCAACUGAAAUUGAGUUAGCUAAGCGGGUCAAAGACUUUUCUUUCAAAGAGACAGGAUUGGAUCAGUAUGCUAUAGCAAAAUUUGCUGAAAGUUUUGAGAUGAUUCCUAGAACAUUGGCUGAGAAUGCCGGGCUAAAUGCAAUGGAGAUUAUAUCUUCUCUCUAUGCAGCACAUGCAUCAGGAAACACUAAAGUUGGCAUUGAUUUGGAAGAGGGUGUUUGUAAGGAUGUCACAACUACACAUGUUUGGGAUCUCCACGUGGCUAAGCUCUUUGCUCUUAAAUAUGCCGCAGAUGCUGCAUGCACUGUUCUACGGGUGGAUCAGAUUAUUAUGGCAAAACCAGCUGGGGGCCCUGGUAGGAGAGAGCAACCUGCUGGCAUGGACGAAGACUAAUAAUAUUGUGAGAACUCACUCACUCUUCAUUUGGUCAUUUUUGUAUCUCAACAUGAUGUCCUACACUUGUUAACUUGGGUUGGUUAUCUAGUUUUCGAUAAGUAAUGGGAUCGAUCUUAAACAGAUUUCAAAUUUUGAUAUUCCAUGGAGUCUUAAGGGAUGUAAUAUGUAAAUUAAAUGUUAGUAUUCUUUUUAGAAUGCUUGUGUUCUUUUUCUGUGAGCUUUGUUGCUGCUCCUUUCAGGGGAGUUUUUGUUUUAAAUCUAUUUGGGUUUAUCACUACUAAAUGUUAUGACUAAUUUUUCUUGUAUGCCAUGCACUCUAGUGUCAUAAUAACUGUAACUUGCAUUCUCCAUUUCAUUGUAAGUAGGACUAUCAUUUAUCAAGCACAGCAGUAUUGUAAUUUUU